This is a messenger RNA of Mus caroli (Ryukyu mouse), 553 nucleotides long. The record is from RefSeq and is a predicted model, not a curated record. Lineage: Eukaryota; Metazoa; Chordata; Mammalia; Rodentia; Muridae.
AUGGCUAAUGCAGUGACAUAUGAGGACGUGCAUGUGAACUUCACUCAAGAGGAGUGGGCUCUGCUGGAUCCUUCCCAGAAGAAGCUCUACAAAGAUGUCAUGUUGGAGACAUACAGAAACCUCAACGCUAUAGGCUUUAAUUUGAAAGACAAAAAUACUGAAGAACAUUGGCAGAGAUCUAGAAGACAAAGGUAUGAAAGGAGUCAGAGUGCAGAGAAAUCCUCUGAAUAUACUCAACCUGGUAAAGCCUUUGCUUUACGUGCUCACAGUCAUGCCCAAAGACAUGAAAGGAUUCAUACAGAAAAGAUCCCCUCUGAAGUUAUUCACUGUGUCGAAGACUUUUUACCUUACACAAGUCUCCAAAUACAUAAAAGAACACAAACUGGCCAGAAACCCCAUGAAUGAAAUCAAUGUGGUAAGGCAUCUGCACAGCACAGUAAUCUCCUUACAGCAGAAAAGAAGACACUGGAGAGAAAUGCUAUGAAUGUAAUCAGUGUGAUAAGGCCUUUUCACAACAUAGUCAUCUUAAAAGGCAUGAAAGAGCCAGGCGGUG